AUGGCAGAAGAGCGGAUACAAGCCCUUCGUGUAGAGUUGAAAUCAUGGGAAAAGCAGUUCUCUGCACAACAUGGUGGAAAGCGGCCGAGUCGUGAGGACAUCAAGAACAAUGUCGAGAUUGCUACAAAGUACAGAGAGUACGACAAACUCAGACGGCCAACGACACAGAAGAUCGAGUCACAACACAUUGUUUCAGUAAAGCCACAUCAUGCAACACCCAAGAAAGCCGCUCCAGCAGCAACACCACAGAAGCCCAACUCGCAAUUCUUGGUCCCGAACAUCCUAGCGCUACAAGAGGAGGAAGCAGAACUUGAACCAACUCCUGCUGCUGUACGAAUGCACCUCGGACCCACGCCACAAAAGGACGGCCAAAUCCUGAGUCUCUUUGACGACCUAUCAUCGACUGCUUCCAAGCCUUCACGUACUGCCCUCGCAUCGAUAGAAGUGAAUGCCAACUUUACUCCGAGUAAACCAUCACAACUCCUCUUCGCCGAGAACGAAUCGCCACCUGAGAAUGUACAUGACCGUACUCCUGCUUCGAGCAGUAAACGCUUCCUUCUCGAUUCCUUCGUCUCGACUACACCCCUGAAGAGAAAGCGCGAGGAUGAAGAACCUGCCCAUGCUACGCCCUCGAGUUCAAAGGGUCUUUCGACACCCGCCUUCUUGCGAAGGACAUCAAAUAUGCUCAUCAUGGAUACUCUGGUCGAGGAAGCCCAAGACGAUCAAGAGAUCAAGAGUUUGAACAUGGGCAGGAUGCGCCAACCACCCUUCAAGAAGCGUGGUAUUGUUCGUAGUCUGAGCAGUAUCAUUCAGGGCUUGAGGAAGCAAGAAGAUGACAAACUUGAUGAAGAGCUGGAGAUGAUGCGUGAGAUGGAAGACGCUGAUGACGAUCAAGCUUCAGCCAAGCCUACUGUUCAAGUCGAAGACAGCCAGGUUGUCAUGCCACUGGGUCCUGACCAAGGCAUAGAGAGUGAAGAAUCAGAAGAGGAAGAAAGAGAUACGGGCGUCUUUAGAAAACCCUGGAAGAAGAAGGGCUUGAAGCGUCAAACCAAGCGUGUCAUAAUGCGACCUGCACCAAAGUCUAAAGCUCCAGCUCAGGCUGACCAGUCUGAACCGACUUCUGACAACGAAGGCAACGUUGCCGAAACUCAACUUCCUGACACUCUUGACGAUAUCGACUCGGAUGCAGAGUCAGACGCAGCGUAUAGCGAUACGGAAGCGAAGCGUAAACGACAACUUGCCAAGACUACUACAGUAGACAAAGAGGAUGCCUCGAAGAGUUCCAAGGGCGAUGGCAUCGUCAAGAAGGCAGCAAAGAAGAUCAGCGCUACUGCCCACGCCAAUUUCAGAAGGCUCAACAUCAAGAACAAGAACUCGAAGGCGAAUGGCAGAGGCCGGUUUGGUAGGAAGUGA
Molecule: messenger RNA, 1413 nt
Organism: Aureobasidium namibiae CBS 147.97
Lineage: Eukaryota; Fungi; Ascomycota; Dothideomycetes; Dothideales; Saccotheciaceae
Exons: 3
Coding region: 1-1413 (470 amino acids)
Biological process (GO): DNA replication initiation; DNA replication; double-strand break repair via break-induced replication
Cellular component (GO): DNA replication preinitiation complex
Molecular function (GO): single-stranded DNA binding; DNA replication origin binding
Source: RefSeq, a predicted model, not a curated record